This is a messenger RNA of Anarrhichthys ocellatus (wolf-eel), 4613 nucleotides long. It is a transcript of the gene abr, whose product is annotated as ABR activator of RhoGEF and GTPase. Bases 269 to 3595 code for a protein of 1108 amino acids. Gene Ontology annotation, cellular component: membrane. Gene Ontology annotation, molecular function: guanyl-nucleotide exchange factor activity; GTPase activator activity; protein serine/threonine kinase activity. The transcript is spliced from 23 exons. Gene Ontology annotation, biological process: protein phosphorylation; positive regulation of GTPase activity; intracellular signal transduction. NCBI's taxonomy places the organism in Eukaryota, Metazoa, Chordata, Actinopteri, Perciformes, Anarhichadidae. The record is from RefSeq and is a predicted model, not a curated record.
CAGCGUAGCGACAAACUUGUUAUCCGCAUCACUCGGCGUGCACAGUACGCCCGCUGUUUGUAUGUGUGGGAGGGUGAAGAUGGUCAGAAAACGGUCGAGUUAAUAUCGAGAGACAGCUUUUUUGUUCUUAGAAGGAGAGGAAGGUGCAUGAAUGCGACAGACACGCCGCUGACUGUCGGUGAAGACACAGAAGAGUUAUUAGCUCCAACAUUUCUCUCUUGACUGUUACGACACUGCGGCUCGCGGGAAGCCCGAAUUGAACAACGUUAUGUGGGAACAGGAGGAAUUUGCAAAGCACUGGAGGAAUGAAUUUCCCGACGGAAGAGUACCUAACAUGGACUUGAACUCUGUGGAGGACAUCGAGUCGGAGCUGGAGACGAGUAAGGCCAACCUGAAGAGGCUCCAGAAGGCGCUGGCGGAGGAGAAAUUCAAGGUGAUUUACCUGCAGACCACCAUGGCUCGACAGAAGAGAAACGACCCGCAACGGUUUGCAGGCAAAGACGAAAACUUUAACGCGGACCCAUUUGGCUUUUGUAAAACGGGGGAUAUUCGGAGACCGCAGCGGCGGGAGGAUGAGGGCGACGGGCAGAGGACCAAGGUGUCCGACUCAGGGGGCGUGAAGCUCCACGCGGCAGGUAACACGGCGGGUGUCAUGAGCUCUUUCGGGCGAGGCAGGUUCAAGACUGGUAAGCCCGUUCCCAUCCCGGUCCCGCCACGGAAACCCAGCUUUCAGAAAAAGGACCCUGUCCCAGCUCGCGUCUGUCUACCGAAUGACAACGAGGCGGGCAGCGACCGGGAAUACGAAGAUACGGAGCUUAAUGAGAAUUUCGUCAGGAGUAACUUGUUGGCACCAAAUACCGUCGGCAGGGACAACCAGAGGACGCCCAUCGGCUACCGGGACCCCCGGCGGCCCUUCCGCCACAGCAGGGACUUCGACUCCGGCGACGACGGCAGGCUGUCCCCGUCCAUCCCGCAGGUUCACCGCAGAGCCUCGCGCGGCUCCGGGUGCAGCACCCCCGACAGGAGGAGCGAUGGGUACCUGAGCUCCGACCACGACGACUCCUCUUCUGCAGACUUCAACUACAACACAGAUGGCUACGAGGGGGACGCAGCGGAGGACGGCAAGUCUCAGGACGGCUCAGAGACGCUGCCCUACAUAGACGAAUCACCCACCAUGUCGCCCCAGCUGUCCGCGCCCCAAGGGCCCGACGGGGAGGCGGUGUCCCCUACACCACCAGAGGGCCUGCUGGCAGGGGGAGACAUCGAGAAAGGACUGGAGAUGAAGAAACUGGUGCUGUCUGGUUUCUUGGCCAGCGAGGAGAUCUACAUUAACCAGCUGGAGGCCCUGCUACUGCCCAUGCGUCCUCUGAAAGCCACGGCCACGAGCUCGCAGCCCGUCCUGACCAUCCAGCAGGUCGAGACCAUCUUCUACAAAAUCCAGGACAUCUUUGAGAUCCACAAGGAGUUCUACGACGCCCUCUUACCCAACAUCCAGCAGUGGGACGAGAAGGUCACCGUAGGGCAUUUGUUCCAGAAGCUGGCCAGCCAGUUGGGAGUGUACAAGGCCUUUGUGGACAACUACAAGGUGGCGCUGGAGACGGCAGAGAAGUGCAGCCAGGCCAACGGACAGUUCCAGAAGAUAUCUGAGAACCUCAAAGUAAAAGGUCCUAAAGACUCCAAAGAUUGUACCACAUCUGUCACAAUGGAGGCUCUCCUCUACAAGCCCAUUGACCGUGUGACCAGAAGCACCCUGGUUCUUCAUGACUUGCUGAAACACACUCCUAAGGACCACCCGGACUUCCCGCUGCUGCAGGACGCUCUGCGGAUAUCUCAGAACUUCCUCUCCUCCAUCAACGAGGAGAUCGACCCUCGCAGGACUGCCGUCACCACGCCCAAGGGAGAGGCUCGUCAGCUGGUGAAGGAUGGCUUCCUGGUGGAAGUGUCGGAAAGCUCCAGGAAGCUUCGGCACGUCUUCCUCUUCACCGACCUGCUGCUCUGUGCCAAGAUGAAGAAGACGGCUGUGGGCCGCCAUCAGCAGUACGAGUGCAAGUGGUACCUCCCUCUGGCGGACUUGACUUUCCAGACCCUGGACGACUCCGACUCCUGCCCCAGUAUCCAGGUCCUCCCCGAGCACGAGAUCGAGGAGAUGAAGAUCAAGAUCUCAGUCUUAAAGAGUGAGAUACAGAAAGAGAAGAAAGCACCGAAGGGUCAGAGUCGCGUGGAGCGCCUGAGAAAGAAGAUGAACGAACAGGAGUCGUGGCUGCUCCUGAACUCUCCCACCAUCCCCUUCCGCAUCCACAACAGACAUGGAAAGAGCUACCAGUUCCUCAUCUCCUCCGAUUAUGAGAGGUCCGAGUGGAGGGAAAGCAUCCAGAAACUCCAGAAGAAAGAUCUCCAGGCGUGUGUAUUAAGCUCUGUGGAGCUCCAGGUCCUGACCAGCUCCUGUUUCAAACUCCGAACUGUCCACAACAUUCCUGUCACAAGCAACAAAGACGAUGAGGAGACUCCUGGCCUGUACGGCUUUCUGCAUGUGAUCGUCCACUCCGCCAAAGGAUUCAAGGAGUCAGCCAAUCUCUACUGCACCCUCGAAGUGGACUCGUAUGGGUACUUUGUCAGCAAGGCCAAGACCCGAGUCUUCAGAGACACCACAGAGCCACAUUGGAACGAAGAGUUCGAGAUCGAGCUGGAGGGCUCCCAGUACCUGCGGAUCCUUUGCUACGAGAACUGUUACGACAAGAGCAUGCUGAACAAGGACGACAACGAGAUCGUGGACAAGAUCAUGGGCAAAGGGCAAGUCCAGCUGGAUCCUCAGACUGUGCAGUCCAAGAACUGGCACAUGGACGUCAUCGAGAUGAACGGGAUCAAAGUGGAAUUCUCCAUGAAGUUUACAAGUCGGGACCUCAGCUUGAAGAGAACGCCGUCCAAAAAACAGAGUGGGGUGUUUGGAGUCAAAAUCAACGUGGUGACAAAGCGCGAGCGCUCCAAGGUGCCUUACAUCGUCCGUCAGUGCAUUGAGGAAGUGGAGAAGAGGGGGAUCGACGAAGUGGGAAUCUACAGGAUCUCAGGGGUGGCCACUGAUAUCCAGGCCCUCAAAACAGCAUUCGACGCCAAUACCAAAGACAUCUUGGUGAUGCUGAGCGACAUGGACAUCAACGCCAUCGCAGGAACACUGAAGCUGUACUUCAGGGAGCUGCCGGAGCCUCUGCUCACCGACCGCCUCUACCCCGCCUUCAUGGAGGGCAUAGCGCUCUCAGACCCGGCAGCCAAGGAGAACUGCAUGAUGCACCUCCUACGCUCCCUGCCCGACCCCAACCUCAUGACCUUCCUCCCUCUGCUGGAGCACCUCAAACGGGUGGCUGAGAAGGAGCCCAUCAACAAGAUGUCCCUCCAUAACCUGGGCACCGUGUUUGGCCCCACUCUGCUCAGGCCCUCAGAGGCGGAGAUCACAAAGGGACAGCAAAUCACCUCCGCCUCUGACAUCUGGUCACAUGACGUGAUGGCGCAGGUCCAGGUGCUGCUGUAUUACCUGCAGCAUCCUCCCAUCUCCUUUGCUGAACUGAAGCGCAACACGCUCUACUUUUCCACUGACGUUUAAGCCCCACCCACCUCCCUCAGGGUGCCGUCUGGAGAGGAGAGAGUGAGAGACUCCGUUCAAACCCCGGUGCUCGCCGCUCGGUCCUCCUGCCUCACCUCUCCUCCCGGCAGGCGGCUCAUCUCGACUGUACAGCCCCCCCACACACACACACACACACACACACACACGCACACACACACAUCCCUCCUCCCUGCACCCCCACCUCACCCUCACAUCCCCCCCAAUCCUGAAAAGAGAUGUAGCCGAGCUUGAUGGAGGUGGUGAUGGAGAUUUCCCGGGUCGUCUACUCGUCACAUGUCACGUCCUGUUUGUAAUGUGAAGAGAGCAGAGCCGCCGGGCGCCUCCCACCGUCAAGACGACAAGGCAUUCUUGAACCGCGUGGGGGAAAGAUCGAGGGGCCACGGGGGCCCACGGCCCGGCGCGGUGGCACAGGAUCAAAGCCGUGUUGAUCUCAGAAACCAGGCGACUCAGCCUCCAGCUUCUUCUUCUUUUAUUUCCGAUCAGAGGCAUUCCAGAAAAAAUGGCAUUUAUACGUUUAAUAAUUCUGUUCAACAGCUGUUUUGUUUCCUGUUUCUGUCUUUCUGGCUUCAUGCAUGUGGCGGAGGAGGACGGGGGGGGGGGCUGAGCGGUGAGCGACGAUGUGGUUCUAUUUGAGUGAGUGAGUGUUUAAGGGACUAUGAGAACUUGUGAUGUUUAGAAGUGGCUGGGAAGCCAUCCUGAUAAAUGGCUGGUGAUGUGCCUCUCUGUGCUGACAAGCAAGAGAGAACCGCCCUCCCCACUGAGUCUAGGCCAAAUGAUCCCUAUUUAUUUUAAAUAUAUAUGAUAUGUGUGCCUGUACAGUUCUGUGCAACUAGAGAAAUGCUCUAAGGAGUCUGUUUUUUGAAGUUUAUUCAGGUAGUGAUGUUAUUUUUAGGCUGAUUUUCUUAUUCGCCAUGUCCAUGGUUGGUAAGCUGUACUGAGAAGAAGAAAAAUAAGAUCAACAGGAAGUCUGGCAGUUCAUUUCAGCUCACUUUGUAGA